CCGUCGUCUCUCCCGCUUCCUUUGCAUCUUGUUUGAUUUUUAUUUUCAUUUUUUUAAAAUCUAUCGCUUUCCGUGCGGACCUUAGACACUGUGAACGUGUACGGCGCCCUGGAUCCAAAUGGGAGUUGUCGAUUUGAGUGGCAUCUUCAGCGGCAGCCGGGAGACUCCGAGUAGGAGGAAGGACUGAGGCAUUCGCAUUAUUAUUAUUUUUUUUCUUGCUACUGUUGCUGUUACUUCGGAGGUAGCCGGGAUCGUACCUUGCAGGAGCGUUUCCUACAUGCGAACGGCAUUCAUGACUCAGUAGAUCUGCCGAGUGCCAUCGUCGACCCUUCGCGUGUGAUUUUUUUUUUAACUAUUAUAUUUAUUUUUAUCCCCUCUUGGUCGCUGGGGACAGCGGCCCCCCGCCCGUCCCUGCUGCUCAGGUGCACGGAGGAGUUGGCGAAGCUUUUGGGCAAGGGGACCCGGCGCCGCUUGCGACCAUGGCAGCGCGGGGGCGAGACGCCGCCGCCGGGAAGUACUGCUGGGGAGUUUUCAUGGUUCUAUGCAGGACUGCAAUGGCGCGAUCCAUAGUUUUAGACCCGAUUUACUGGAAUUCCUCCAACCCCAAAUUCCUUCCUGGACAAGGAUUGGUACUAUAUCCACAGAUAGGAGACAAACUGGAUAUUAUAUGCCCAAAGGUGGACUCUAAAACUGUUGGUCAGUAUGAGUAUUACAAGGUCUACAUGGUUGAUAAAGACCAAGCAGAUAGCUGUGCUAUUAAAAAGGACAAUACACCCCUGCUCAACUGUGCCAAGCCAGAUCAAGAUGUUAAGUUUACCAUCAAGUUUCAAGAAUUCAGCCCUAAUCUCUGGGGUUUGGAAUUUCAGAAGAACAAGGAUUAUUAUGUCAUAUCAACAUCAAAUGGGUCUUUGGAGGGCCUGGAUAACCAGGAGGGAGGGGUGUGCCAGACAAAAACCAUGAAGAUCCUCAUGAAAGUUGGACAAGAUCCCAAUUCUGCUGGGUUACCUCGGAAUACAGAUCCAACAAAACGCCCAGAGCAGGAAGCUGGUACCAAUGGGAAAAGUUCCACGACGAGUCCAUUUGUGAAGGAUCAUUCAGGAUCUAGCACAGAUGGCAGUAAGGCUGGGCAUUCCAGUAUACUGGGUUCAGAGGUGGCCUUAUUUGCAGGGAUUGCAUCAGGGUGCAUCAUUUUCAUCGUCAUCAUCAUCACUUUGGUGGUUCUUUUAUUGAAGUACCGGAGAAGACACAGGAAGCAUUCCCCGCAGCACACCACGACUCUGUCACUUAGUACGUUAGCCACCCCAAAACGCAGUGGCAACAACAAUGGUUCCGAGCCCAGUGACAUUAUCAUUCCUCUAAGGACUGCAGACAGUGUCUUUUGCCCCCACUAUGAAAAGGUCAGCGGCGACUAUGGACACCCGGUGUAUAUAGUGCAAGAGAUGCCUCCUCAGAGUCCAGCAAACAUUUAUUACAAGGUCUGAGAAACACAGCACCAACUCUGUGGUACAGUUGAGUCAUAGAGGAAACUUACUGGUCAAAUGCUUUCUGUUGGGGUUUGUGAUGAUGCCUUGUGCGCUGGUAUUGACUCAAGCGCAGGGGAGAAAAGGCGGCAGCUGUUUCUCCGAGAGCCGACUUGAGCUGGACAGCUUACCUAGUCUGUAGAAUUCCUAUCUCGGUGAAUAAGCAUUCACUAAAAGCUGGAAGACUUUAAAGUAGAAGAUACCCAUUCUGAUUGCUGUACUCUUGUUACAUUCAUCAUCCUCAGAGCCAUGUGCUGCAGGCAUUCAGGCAUGUACAAAAGCCAAGGGAAGAUGGAGUGAUCCAUGGAUGUUAAUAGCUCUAGGCAUCCUGGGAAGGUGCUCUAGGAUAUCAAGCUUGAAAUGCAAUCUUCUGACUUUUGUGUGUCUCUCUCGGUGCAUACUGGAUUUGUCACCCAGACCUUGGUGUCUAAGUAAGACUUUUAACGUUCUCUUGCUUUUAGUCCGUCACUGUUCCAUUUAAAUCUGUUAUCUGGGGCUCUGCCAUCCUUCACGUAAAAUUUCCUUUCACUCCACCUCCUGAAUCACUAAAGGAACAUUAAUGUUUGGAGAUACGUGCUCCAUCCAUCUGCUACAGCAGCCUCAGUUGAAUGGGUAAUACAUUUAUAGAAAUUGUGUUUGAUAGCAGGGAGCCUUCCAGCCAAAAAGUUAAGGCUGUCGACAAAAUCAGGAGCAGGACUGGGUGGUGGAGGGAAGGGCUGGCUGCCCUUGCAGCUGAUAUUGCUGCCUCGAAAGCAGAAGCCGGGGAGGAGAAACCCUUUAGGUAGCGCCGCACUUGGGCACGCUGAGUUUCAGGAGGCCACUAGGAGACACAGUAACACGCGCAGAGGAUUAGGGCUGCACUUGAAGGAAUUCGUGGUCAUCAAAUAACCAGUGGGCAGAAAAAAAAACAGCACCUUCAAUACAGUAGAACAAAGGGGUAUUGUUAGUAAAUGAGCGAGCUUGGAGAGGACAAGACAGUAGUAGGCCACUGAGGAUAUAUUAGGGCAGGGCUGUUGUGGUACUGGCAAUAAAAUGUACAGCUUUGAAGCUGUAGCAAAAAUGAGGUCUGCUGCGGAUGACUUUUAAGCAGACUCAGCUGCUAUACUAUCACAUUAUACUAAACACAGGGAAAGCAUUUAAGAAAAUAGCAGA
Nothoprocta perdicaria is the source of this 2672-nucleotide messenger RNA. It is a transcript of the gene EFNB2, whose product is annotated as ephrin B2. Gene Ontology annotation, cellular component: plasma membrane. The coding region runs from base 480 to 1481 and encodes 333 amino acids. NCBI's taxonomy places the organism in Eukaryota, Metazoa, Chordata, Aves, Tinamiformes, Tinamidae. The record is from RefSeq and is a predicted model, not a curated record. The transcript has 5 exons. Gene Ontology annotation, molecular function: ephrin receptor binding. Gene Ontology annotation, biological process: blood vessel morphogenesis; ephrin receptor signaling pathway; axon guidance.